AUGGACAUCUUUUGUGUAUGCCUUGCCGAAUUUGAUCUCCUCAAAGGCAACACACUCUCCUAUGUCUAUCCGCCCGAACGGAGGGCUAUUCUCUCUCGCUUCUCUCAACAUAUGGGAGAUUAUUGUCUUCCCGAUGGAGCUCACUACUAUGAAGAGGAUACCACUCUGGUGGUGAUUCCUUCCAAUGUGGUGAGUUCGGCCUUGUAUGCGUUUUUACGGAAAGGAACAACCCUUUCAUCAUCACCGCCAUCAUCAUCACCAUCCGCAUUAUCAGGAAAUGGAAAACCCACUACAUCAUCAAACAGUAGUAAUAAUGGAACUGGUGGAGGAGUAGGAGGCUUAUCAAAACUCAGCAAGACAGGUAGCCUUAAAAGUUUCAAUUUAGAGGACGAUACAUACGAAACGGAAACAUCAUCAACCAUCAUGAAUGACAACCUCACGACGGAGGGUGAAACGACGAACAACAACCAAAGCACGAGUACGGCAUUAACAAGUUCUUUUUCUUCAUCAUCAUCAUCAUCAUCAUCGUCUUCAUCGUCAUCAUCAUCAUUGCAGCAACAAAACAUGUUGUUAUCAUUCAUUGAACCGUACGUGGAUAAACCCAUGUAUGCCCACUGUUUAUUCCGUAACAAGAAGGAUUCACGAGUGAAACGUGGAGCCAUUCAAAAAUCCAUCAUUCUCUUCUCAACACAGCCUCACUUUACAGUCUAUGAAAAUUUACUGAGAGUCGCCAUCAACCGUAUACUCGAUUUGGAAAAUAUAUAUUUGCAAGUGAAUGCAACCGCUUCGAAAAAACAACCCGGAGAGGAAUUAUCGGAAGAAUUAGUGAAACAAUUGAAUCAAGUACAUGAACAAAUUAAUGAUAUUUUGAAGGAGUUUUAUGAUCAAUGCACAACUUGUAACAUGUUGCAAUUGAAAUUAUUUCCGACCGUUUCGAAUGAAACGACCUUUACAUUGAAUAUUCCUCGACAAAUUGAUCCUUUCACACCUGUGGCAUAUACUCAUGGUACUUCACUCAUUCAAUUGAUUCAAUUAUUUGGAGUUGAGGUCAUGCUGACGUGCUGGAAUGCUCUUUUACUCGAUAAGAGAAUUAUGGUCAUUGGAUCACCUGCAAAAUUGGUUUCACAAAUAUGUUUCACAUUGCCUCUUCUUGUUUAUCCCUUCCAAAUCAAUGUAAAUCGAAUUCAUCCCUAUGUUCCACUUUCUGACAUGGAUGAUGUGUUGGCAGCUACUUCAAAAACUCCAGAAUAUAUUAUUGGAACCACAAAUGCAUUGUUUGAAACACAAGGAAAGAAUCAACGAACGCAAUGGUGGGAUGUGUGUCUCAGUGUCAACUCUCGUAAGGUACAAAUUGCAGAAAAGAUGCCACCACAUUUUUCUGGAUCGGAUCUGCUGGUCGGGGGAGUGUCACCAAAUGCCGUCAACGAUUCAGACUCACCCACUCAAAUCGAAAAACUCAAUGCAUAUCAAAAGGUAUUCAUUCUCAAUGUUAUGAAUGAAAUUCGAGAAGGAAAGACAGAACAAUGGGUUCGUGAACAGUUCAAAACUCACAACAUCAAAUUCAUUACUGAAUUGCUCUCAAAAGGAAAAUUAUUACACAUUAUUAACAAUGCUACUACAGAUGUUUUCUCAGAUCCACAAAAACAGGCCUCUCUGUUAAAAACAAGUUCUGGACAAUUGAAAAAGAUUCAACGACAAUUCAUUACGGAAUCAUCCAAGUUCAGAAAUUAUGCUUUCAAGCAAUAUCCUCACUUUAAACUAAUGCAUUUCACAGGAAUGACAGAUUCACCUUCUGACGCUACACCUGGAAAGAAUAAUCUUUCACUCGAGUAUUUUGAUGCCAUUCAACUCUUACAAUAUUUACAAGAUGAAAAAAUCAUCAAGAAGCAAAAACUGAAAUAUCUUUAUGACUUGGACAAGUUACUAUCGAGUGACGCAAAUCAAAUUGAUUUAUUACUUUCUGUGAAUGAUAGUUCUAGUAUUUUCACAACCAUCCGAAAUAACAAAUGGCUGGUCGAUGACAAUAAUCAAUGGAGAAAAUACAGUGCCAGUAUAUUGUCUCAAUUGGCUGUGAGUGUCAAAGGACAAAUUCAACUUCUUUCUCUCCUACCUUAUAUCAAAUUAUUGACUGAAGAUGCCAUGCCAAAUGUAAAAAGAAUUGGAUACUAUUGUAUCAUGAAAGUGAGCAAUCUGUAUAUUGGUACCUAUGCCAUUCUCAGAAUUCACCACGAUAUCAUUGACAAAAUUUUGGAUAAUAUUCUCAAUGAAAGUCUGACAGAUGCCAACUUUUAUGAGAUUAGAAUGUACAGUAUUCAGACGUUACUCCAAAUUUGCUACUAUUUUGAUUAUUUCAAGCAGAGUGUUCCAGUGGUCAUGUCUGAUCGGGCUGAUCAUCGCUCUACUACUGAAUUUUCGAACAUGAUAGAGGAUGAUGAAGAAUAUGCUAGAAUUUUGGGAGUCUCAGUAGAUGAUGUCUCAAUGGUAAACACCCUUAUGGAAAAAUUAGAAAAUUUCAAACGAAAAAUAGUUGACGCUUUUUCCUUUGACAAUAUUUCGAACAAUAAUACCACCAAGAGAAGUUUGAAGGAUUACAAAUUUAUUGACAAACUUCUGAUUUUGUAUGAUUUCUAUGAGGUUUAUAAUAAUUAUCACAUUUUAACAGAGAGUGCUCUCAAGUACAACAUGAGUGUAUUUUACUAUUUGAGAAAGGGAGAUCUGGGACAAACUCAAUCACUUCCAUCCUUCACAGAAAUGUAUCAUCAUAUUUCAAGUUUGGUUCUCAAUAUUAAGUAUGACUUGAAGAAGAGUAGUUCGUUGACUCAUCAACAACAAGCGUCUGAAGAGGAAGGUACCGGCAGUGUUCAAUCUCAAAUUAAUGAAUUUCACCAUCAUCACAUUAGCGUCUUCCUAUUGGCUCUUCUUCAAAGCACGAAUUUGGUGAAUAUUAUUUUCAACGAGUUUAUUAUGAAUGUGAAUCAUAUUCGAGUUUAUAAGAAUUACAAAUUGCUAUAUAUGGUCAUGCAAUUACUGUACUUUGUCAUUGAUACAAACAUUGGCAUGUAUUAUUUGCUCAUUUCCAACUAUAUUGAAUAUUGUUUGACAUUUAUCAAGUAUUUCAGUGUGGUUAAUGUGAGAGAUGGAGAGACAGAUGUGAGUGACAGCAAUCUCAAUUUCCGACUGUUCAAAUGUUACACUUUUAUCAUGUUUGUGAAACGAUUGUGCAAGUAUAGAAAGGCAGCAUCUCGACUCAUUGAAUCGAAUGCACUACAAAUUCUGGGACAAUUCAUAAUUACACAUUAUCACAAUCCUCUCUUAUCCAACCUAACGUUUGCAGUUAUUGACGUAUUUCAAGAAUUGUGUGUCUUUUACUUUAAACAUUAUUCGAAAGAAGGAAAUCCAUUAACUGCCUACAUCAUUGAGGAAGAAGAUGAAAAUGAUGAGGAGGAAGAGGGCCGAGACGAUACGGAGCAAUUCUUUAAGAACCCUCUCUAUGAACGAAAUUCUUCACUCUUUUUCAAAAAGAGAAUUAAGGAUCGACUUGAAAUGCUUCCUUCACUUCGAAAGAGAGUCAUCUCUUCAUCAUCGUCGUCGUCACAAGACAAUUUAGAAAAGCAACAAUAUCAAUAUCAAUCCAUUCUAGAGUCUUCUAAUUUUAAUUAUCAUUAUGGUAAUGUUUCUGAGUCAUCAUUAUCUGGAUCAGUCACAUCCUCCGAUUUUUCCUCUCCACGCAACAACAGUUCUCGAUUAGGAAAAUUCAAACAACUUUAUACUACUCAAAAAGCAUCAAAAGAUGACGAGAAAGAUGGACUUUUCGAAAUGACAGCACUCGAUGAAAAACUGCAACAAUGUCUUCAUAUCUUGAACUCGUUUGUGUUCAAAUCAGAUUUUGAAAAUGGAGAUGAGUAG
This is a messenger RNA of Naegleria fowleri, 3906 nucleotides long. RefSeq lists its product as uncharacterized. Bases 1 to 3906 code for a protein of 1301 amino acids. The transcript has a single exon. Gene Ontology annotation, biological process: actin cortical patch localization. The record is from RefSeq and is a predicted model, not a curated record. Gene Ontology annotation, cellular component: plasma membrane. Lineage: Eukaryota; Heterolobosea; Eutetramitea; Acrasida; Naegleriidae.